AUGCUUAAAAAGUGGCUAAGAAAUGGCAUAAAAAGCGAUAUUGAGCCACUGCUGGGAAAGGUUGGCGGAUCGGAAAAAUCAGAGUGGUCCACAAAAAAAGAGGAACACGCUUGCAAGACUGCUGAACACGACAGCAAAGCUUCUGGCCUCGCCCUCCACAAGGAAAUGACCGAGUCCCACGCCGAAUCCUCGAAGAAAGUUGUGGAGGAGGAGAAAGAAAAAGAAGAGGGUUAUCAGACGAGAGUUAGAUUCCUGCGCAAAAUGUUGGCCGGCAUCGAGAAGGAAAUGUUUGGCGACGAAUAACAACCAUAUGCACUCCCGGAAAAGUGUUACCUACCGUGCAAUCGUCGAAUAUUAUGCAUGCGUGACGGGGGGGGGGCGGGGGGGGGUUUUAUUUUUAUCGUUGGGCAUGGUUGAGUCAACGUCUUCGUUUCGUCGCAGCAUUGAGGAUACGUGCGCCUCCGCAGAGACGUGUGGGUUGUUUGGUUGGCAACAACACUUUGAGAGGAUGCCUUGCGGCAACAAAGGAGUAUCAACGAAAAAAUACGGUGGAAGAACGCCGAGACCGUUGUGGUUCACGGGCAAGUUGCUGUGCCUGUAUUCAACGAACACGAGGGCACGCUUUUUGUUUUUCUCUCCCUGCUGCAGGGCUUGCUUGCUGCGAGGGUCGUAGCCUUCUAUUUUUUUUUGGGCCAGGGGGGGGAGGUUUCAUUUUUAUAGUUGGGCAUGGUUGAGUCAACGUCUUCGUCUUUUCGUAGCAUCAUUUUUUUUAGGAUACGUGCGCCUCCGCAGAGGCGUGUAGGUUGUUUGGUUGGCAACAACACUUUGAGAGGAUGCCUUGCGGCAACAAAGGAGUAUCAACGAAAAAAUACGGUGGAAGAACGCCGAAGACAUUGCUGUCUUGCGGGUAACCUGCCGUGCCGGCAAUCUGCGGACAUGCAUAUCGUUUGGUGUUUUCCUAUUUGCAAGACUUGUUCUUGCAACCCAAUACUACGUUGGGUGUUGGCGGGAACUCUGAGGCACGCUUGGGUUCCGCAAAUUUGGAGCCUUGCAAUUUUUCCCGUCUCCGCGCAUGCUCACUUGAAGCGCAGGAAUGUGUUCGCGAUGGGAUUCGACAAGACCCCAAUUUUUAGCGUGUGUGUGGGUCUCCUUCAGGUCUGCAACCUGGAGCAAUGUUUCACCCACGCGACGAAUAUUUAAUGCAGGGAUGCAGAGACAUCAUUAAAAGUUGUAUCAACGACAACAACGUUUUCGAUUCACACUCUCCUAAUUAGGAAAAAAAAAAGUCGAACAUGCCCACACUUUUAAUGCCCUAGGUAAAACAAGCACCCUCCGAGACCUACCGGACCCCGCUUUCAUCCGCACACGAUGCAUGUUAACCAUAAAGUGUUGCCGGCAUGAACACACACAUUACGAACCAAGUGUACCCGGACACAUCUGGUCAGAACGCUCCACACCGACACCCACAAAACAUGUCAGCGAGAAUCAACAUGUCACACAUCACACCCCCCACCUCUCCCCGGGAUGCGCCGACACCCUAGCACUAACACCCAAAACACGUUGUUCCAGCGCCCUCCGCCCUCUACAUUGAGGUACCUCCCUCCCGCGCCCCUCCCUCCCGCGCCGCUAUCGUCCCUUUCACGCGUCUCGUCAUCCCGUGGAAACUAGCCUACUUCUGCCGCCAUCCGCUCAUGUAGCCCCUAACCCCC
This is a messenger RNA of Ectocarpus sp. CCAP 1310/34, 1709 nucleotides long. The record is from the annotation of a GenBank genome assembly. Lineage: Eukaryota; Phaeophyceae; Ectocarpales; Ectocarpaceae.